CGACGCGAUUUUAUUGGAGCUUCGUGCGAAUGUGCGACUCGCCCUUGCCGUUCAGCUGAGCGCCGCAACAACCCCAGUGGAAAGUACAUGGCGCGCGCACUGAGCAUUCGCUCUACAUAUGUACAUGGCAUGUAGUGGCUCUUGGCGAAUGGAAACGCAUUAUUUUCGGCUAUGUGCUGCAUUCAUUAUAUGCAAUCCAAACUGUUUGAUAACGGCUUGAAGUUGGAUAUUUCCAGCUAUACCCACAUGAACAUACGCAUAGGGACGAAGGGCAAGCGGCCGUUGCGUAGCUUGACCCCCCGCGACAAGAUUCAUGCGAUUCAGCGUAUCCACGAUGGUGAAUCCAAAGCCUCGGUGGCCCGGGACAUAGGGGUGCCCGAAUCGACGUUGCGCGGCUGGUGCAAGAACGAGGACAAGCUCCGGUUCAUGUCCCGCCAAUCGGCAGCCGACAAGAUGUGCGCCGAUUCGCUGGUGGAUAAGCUGGACGGCGCUGCUGGCUUGCUGGGGCCGCCUGAGAAGCGCCAACGUCUAGAAAACACCCUGCCUCUGAAUUUCUCCAAUAAAAUGAACUUUGACGAGCUCGCGUUCAAGCGAUCGCCUCUUAAUGGAUUGGAUUAUAGUACAAAUAAAAGUCUAUCAGAAAUGAGCUACAACGGAUUACCAGUUGAUUAUGUGGGAUUCAACGGCGCGAUCAAAAACAAAGUGUUUGGUGCAGAUAUAUCCCGGUCCGGGCCCUCUGAUCCCUCCCUAAGCGCCAUAAGCCCUCUCUCGAGUCUCACCCAUCUGUCUGGCCUCACUGGCAUAUCGCAGUCCCCGCUAGCAAUCAGCUUCAAUGAGCUCACCUCAAAUCUUAAUCUGCUGGCUCAGCUAAACCCCGGCCUGGCAGCGAUGUCGGGAUUAAAUAACUUUGCAGCCACAGCCAACACAUUGCGCAACGCAAAGCCUAAUGUGCAGUCGCAGCAGCAACAAGUACAGAGUCCUCAAAGCGACAACGGUGACCGGGAACGCACCCCCGCGCUGUCCGUCAAGAACUGGGCCAAGCAGAAACCAUCAGGGACCAGUUCGGCUGCCGGAGAGUGUGACAUGAAGAACGGAAACAUGAAGAGCCCGAGUCCGAAGCUCGCUCCCUCACUCGUCGGCUGUGUUGCCCCGCUGUCAGGCCUCCCCGACGAUCCUCUGCUCUACUGGCUAAAGUCACAGCAGGCAAUGCUGGGACUGAACAGUCUGUAUCCCCCGCCAGCAGCAUUGGGCGUGACAAGUCCUCCAAUCCGAUCUUCGACGCCGCAGCAGAUGAAUCAAUAUCCCAACACUCCGCCAGUUCCGUCGACCCCAAUGGCUCCAUCAUCGCCAGCUCUCGGGGGCUUGGACGACAAGAACUCGGCCUGGUACAACUGGUGCAAGGCCUUCGGCGCCAGUCUGCACUCUCUCAACCCGAACUCGGCCGCGCUGGCAGCGCUGCAAGCAAACUCACUGCACCAUCAGGCGUCGUCGACUACGGCGGAGACCACGAAUGUCGAUGAUAUCGGCAAACAGCAACAGCAGCAGCAACAACAGCAGUUCGACAACAUUCUAUACUCUCAGUUGACAAAGGAGGCCGCAUCGCCAUCAAUACGAAGCGUCUCAUCUAACGAGCAGAAUCAAACGGAACAGAAUGACGCGACCACGGACCUGGAGGCAGGGCCUGAAGCUGAGCCCGAAGUCUCGGGAAAACCAGAGGACCUGUCGGCCAAGUCUGCGAAAUCAGCGAGCUCCUCCACAACCCCGACUAUGCCAUCUCCACACGUAGUUGCCAACAGCCGUGAUCACACUCCCGAGCCGUGCACGGAAGUCACCAGUCAGUCCGCGCCAAAUCCAAGCGCCGAGUUGAACAGCACCUCGUGUAGUGUGGGCGAGGACUGCAAGAACGUCCUCAGCAAUAUAAUCUACAAAAUUGGCAACAAUCCAGGCGCAGAUGCCUCGGAACAGCCCCCCACGCCCGUCAGCCCAGAGCUGGGCUGCGACUCAGAGACGAGCUUCAACAGUGAUACGCAUCCCCACAACAAUAACGACGUCAGUGCCAGCAACAAUAACAACAACUCCAACAAGACCGACGAGGAGGAGCGGGCCAAGUACGCGGAUUAUGCAGCUGAAAUCGAAGAAGUUGUUGCCAUUAGUCACGGCGAAAAGUUCCUGCAGUGGCUCGAGAACUGCAGCAAUCCCCGGGUCACAGCGGUGCAGCUGAUGCAACUGAGAUUCCUGAUCGCAGCCAUCAAGUCGAGCAGUGAUGCGCAAAGCGCGCCAAGGUCCGCUGACAACUGCCAGAACGAGAACGAAGACAACUCCCAUGAGGACACCAGUAGAAACAAGUCCCGUCGCCGGAAAUAGGAUAAACCGAAGUUGGCUCCUCUGGAGCCAGCCACGGAUAUUGCUUCAACGGCGAUUGGGCAGCAGCGCGAACACGCGAAUGAAAUUGAUGCCGAAGGACAGAGCUGGAGCUUGAGAGCUGGGGACUCGAGACCACCUGAAGAUCUGAGCUCUUCAGUUGGCGUUCAGCCCCUCAACUCCCUGCCGAGUAGGUGCCAGCAGUUUGCUCCGGCUGUUUACCAGUCGUCAGCAACGCUGCUCAGCUCGCUGAUCUUCCCCCCCUACGAAUUUGUACACUGUGACCUCGAUGAUGACGACCCCGACGACUGUCAAAUAACUGGCGAGUACCAACAGUCCGACGAAUUCAGCUCCAGCAGCAGUUGCGAUGAAAAUGUACAGAAUAGAAUAACCUAGAAUAACUAAUUCGAUUUCUUCCGACCCAUUCAUUAUAUAUCAAUGUUUACGUACGAUGUUUAACUCAUAAAGUCAAGUCAGAUCUUGCUUCGCGAAACUCAUUUUUGUGGAUUUUAGCAUUUAUUAAAUAAGAUCAAAGAAUAUAUUGUUUUUGUUUACGAUUGGCAAUUCCUUUCUAACCUAAUAAAUCAUGAUAUUAUAUAAUAUUUAUAAUAAGCUAUAAAAUAUGUAAAUAUUGAAAAGUUUUUAAUCGAGCCUCGUUUAAUUGUUUACUUGCCUUCUCAAACACUUUUGAAUGUUUUUAUACAUACUAGAACAAUGCUGGAUUCCUUCAGUCUUCAGUUGAAUCUGAACAUCUCACAAUAAUAUAUUUAAAACUAAUGAAAGGUGGAGACAGUCAAUCACAUGGAUUUGAUAUUAGUUACUCUUUAUUAUUAAUAUAUAAAUACUCAUGCAAAUAAUUAUUGCAAAUAUUUGCUCAUAAGAAUUUUAUCAACUUAAAAUCCCUAAAAUAUAAAUAUAAAAUAAAUUUAUAAAUGUAGACGUUUUUAUUUGAAACCCUUGUUUAAUAAAUCAUUCGCAUUAGACAAUUUUUAUGAA
Molecule: messenger RNA, 3357 nt
Organism: Drosophila navojoa
Lineage: Eukaryota; Metazoa; Arthropoda; Insecta; Diptera; Drosophilidae
Gene: dan
Product: protein distal antenna
Molecular function (GO): DNA binding
Source: RefSeq, a predicted model, not a curated record